Phacochoerus africanus (Common warthog) is the source of this 727-nucleotide messenger RNA. RefSeq names its product histone H3.1-like. The coding region runs from base 33 to 689 and encodes 218 amino acids. The record is from RefSeq and is a predicted model, not a curated record. Gene Ontology annotation, molecular function: protein heterodimerization activity; DNA binding; structural constituent of chromatin. Gene Ontology annotation, cellular component: nucleosome. Lineage: Eukaryota; Metazoa; Chordata; Mammalia; Artiodactyla; Suidae. The transcript is spliced from 3 exons.
UGCUGUGAAGACAAACUCCUUGCUCGUUAGUUAUGGCUCGUACCAAGCAGACCGCUCGCAAGUCCACUGGCGGCAAAGCGCCACGCAAGCAGCUGGCCACCAAGGCGGCCCGCAAGAGCGCGCCCGCCACCGGCGGCGUGAAGAAGCCGCACCGCUACCGGCCCGGCACGGUGGCCCUGCGCGAGAUCCGGCGCUACCAGAAGUCCACGGAGCUGCUGAUCCGCAAGCUGCCGUUCCAGCGGCUGGUGCGCGAGAUCGCGCAGGACUUCAAGACGGACCUGCGCUUCCAGAGCUCGGCCGUGAUGGCGCUGCAGGAGGCGUGCGAGGCCUACCUGGUGGGGCUCUUCGAGGACACCAACCUAGCUGUAUUAGGUAACAUGUCUGGACGCGGCAAGGGCGGCAAGGGCCUGGGAAAAGGCGGCGCCAAGCGCCACCGCAAGGUGCUGCGGGACAACAUCCAGGGCAUCACCAAGCCCGCCAUCCGGCGCCUGGCCCGGCGCGGCGGCGUCAAGCGCAUCUCCGGCCUCAUCUACGAGGAGACCCGCGGGGUGCUGAAGGUGUUCCUGGAGAACGUGAUCCGGGACGCCGUCACCUACACCGAGCACGCCAAGCGCAAGACCGUCACCGCCAUGGACGUGGUCUACGCGCUCAAGCGCCAGGGCCGCACUCUCUACGGCUUUGGCGGCUAAAAACUUAGCUCUUUAUUUCCUGCAUAGAAAAAGGCCCU